AUGUGGGAGACAGUGCAGCGCUUCUUCGAUGACAGCAUAAAAAAAAGAGGAGUUGAAAACUGCUACUUUCCUAUGUUUGUUUCACAGGCUAAGCUGGAGCGUGAGAAGGACCACGUGGCUGGUUUCAAGCCUGAGGUGGCUUGGGUGACGCACUACGGCGAAUCCGAGCUGCCGGAGAAGGUGGCUAUCCGCCCCACAAGUGAAACUAUUAUGUACCCAGCAUACGCCAAGUGGAUCCGAUCCCAUAGAGAUCUUCCACUCAAACUCAACCAGUGGAAUAAUGUUGUCAGGUGGGAGUUCAAGCAGCCAACCCCGUUUCUGCGUACAAGAGAGUUUCUAUGGCAAGAAGGCCACACGGCGCAUGCAACUGAAGAAGAGGCAUUCGCUUGCGUCUUAGAUAUACUCGAGCUCUACAGACAAUGGUACGAGGACUACCUGGCUGUGCCAGUGAUAAAAGGGGAGAAGAGUGAAGAGGAGAAGUUUGCUGGGGGAAAGAAAACAACAACCAUAGAAGGAAUAAUACCCGACACAGGCAGAGGCAUACAGGCAGCCACCUCUCAUCUCCUCGGCCAAAAUUUCGCAAAAAUGUUUGGCAUUGAGUUCGAGGACGAGAAGGGGGCGAAGCAGCACGUACACCAGACAAGCUGGGGCUGCACAACGCGCUCCCUGGGUGUGAUGAUUAUGACGCACGGAGACGACAAGGGCCUGGUGCUGCCUCCUCGUAUUGUUGCUGUUCAGGCCGUUAUCAUCCCUAUUCUAUUCAAGGAGAGCGGAUCUGCUGAGAUAGUGGCGAAGUGCCGCGAGCUGGAGAAGACGUUGAUUGCUGCGGGAGUUCGUGUGAAGGUAGAUGACAGAACAAACUACACGCCUGGGUGGAAGUUCAACGACUGGGAGCUGAAGGGGGUCCCCCUGCGUCUAGAGGUUGGUCCGCGAGAUGUAGAGAACAAGCAGACCCGUGUUGUGCGUAGAGACACAUCAGAGGCCCAGAACGUACCGUGGGCCGAGGCGGGAUCGACGAUCCCAGCUAUGCUGGAGACGAUCCAGAAAGAUCUCUUCAACAGAGCCAAAGCUCGCUUCGAUGCCUCCAUAGAAAAAAUUACUACUUUCGAUGAAGUCAUGCCGGCACUCAACAGAAAACAUGUUGUCCUCGCACCCUGGUGCGAAGACCCAGAAACAGAGAAGCAGAUAAAGAAGGAAACACAACGUCUUUCGGAGAUGCAGGUGAUUAUACAUACAUAA
Messenger RNA from Eimeria mitis, 1239 nucleotides. RefSeq names its product prolyl-tRNA synthetase, putative. Bases 1 to 1239 code for a protein of 412 amino acids. NCBI's taxonomy places the organism in Eukaryota, Apicomplexa, Conoidasida, Eucoccidiorida, Eimeriidae. Gene Ontology annotation, biological process: prolyl-tRNA aminoacylation. The transcript is spliced from 8 exons. Gene Ontology annotation, cellular component: cytoplasm; aminoacyl-tRNA synthetase multienzyme complex. The record is from RefSeq and is a predicted model, not a curated record. Gene Ontology annotation, molecular function: proline-tRNA ligase activity; ATP binding.